This is a messenger RNA of Andrographis paniculata, 3130 nucleotides long. RefSeq names its product pentatricopeptide repeat-containing protein At2g40720. The record is from RefSeq and is a predicted model, not a curated record. Gene Ontology annotation, molecular function: protein binding; RNA binding. The coding region runs from base 414 to 2963 and encodes 849 amino acids. Gene Ontology annotation, biological process: RNA modification. Lineage: Eukaryota; Viridiplantae; Streptophyta; Magnoliopsida; Lamiales; Acanthaceae. The transcript has a single exon.
AAAUUUUUUGCCAUGUUCUUCCUCAGUAACAAGAACAUGUAUUGAUUUACAUCAUCGUCGUCUUGAUGGAUGAUCUAUCGGUAGAAAUGAUGAACCCAUUAAACAAGAGCAGCAGGAACUUGUCGCCGGUGAAUCGCUGUCGCAGUCACGGCGGCGGCGGCGGCCCAUUUUCAUUGCAGACCUGAUAAUAAAUUCAAGAUCUGACUUUUACAUUCUUGAAUAUAUAUAUAUAUAUAUAACUAUGUCAGAAAUGUUUGAAUCUGGGAAUGGACGCAAUGUGAAAGAAUCAGAAAUAUUUGAGUCUUCUCUGUGAUAAAAUUGCAAAAUGGUUUUUAUUUCGAUUUCUGAUGUAGGGUUUCUGUCAAUUGAAGUCCCAAUUUGAGAGACGAAAUUGAGAUGAGAAACGACGACAGAUGCAUUUCAAUGGCGGCAUCUUCAAUUCAACAUUGAAACAGAUUCGAUUCUUCUCUUCCGAUACGAAAAUCAAAACCCUAACCCAAAAAGGGAAUUAUUCAGAGGCACUGAACUCGUACUGCAAUGAACACAAAUCUCCAAUCAGCACCUCCAGAUUCAUCUUCCCUUCUCUCCUCAAAGCUUGCACUUCUCCUUCGAGGUCCAUCCAUGGCGAGACGCUCCAUUCCACUCUCCUCAAAUUAGGUCUCCAUUCCGACCCUUACAUCGUCACUUCUCUCGUCCGGAUGUACGUCGGCCAUGGCAGCAUCUUCAGUGCAGCCAAAGUGUUCGACGAAAUGCCGCUUAAAAUUUCAGCCCUCGAUGUUGCUACUUGGAACUCCAUCAUCGAUGGCUAUUCAAAACAUGGAUUUUUCGACGAAGGUAUCGAUCGAUUUCGACGAAUGCAAGCUGUUCAUGUUAAGCCUGAUGGCUAUACUCUCUGCAUUCUUCUUGGAAUGUUCAAUGGCUGCUGCUCUUAUGGGAAAGAAAUCCAUGGUUAUGUUGUGAGGAACAUUCUUGAAGAUGAUCCAUUUUUGACAGCUAAAUUGAUCGAUACUUAUUUCAAAUCUAACAGGAUUUUCGAUGCCCGGAACGUUUUCGACUCGUCGGCUGGUAGUCGGAGCAUUGCAGUGUGGAAUUCGAUGAUCAACGGAUUAUGCGCUACCGGGCAUUGGAGGAACGCUUUGGAUCUGUACGUGUUGGCAAAGGGCGCCGAUCUUGAAAUAGGUUCGACGACAUAUUCGUGCGUUCUAACAGCGUGUUCGCAGGGGGAGGCAUUCGACUUUGGCUUCCGGAUACAUUGCGACAUAGUUAAGACAGGCUUCGAGAGUGAUCCGUAUGUAAUAACCUCUCUCGUAGCCUUUUAUUCGAAGAGUGGAUUGAUCGAAGAUUCAGAGAGGAUUUUUUCUUGCACCGAUGAAAGAAAGGUCGAGAUAUGGAACAGCAUGAUUUCUGCGUACGUAAACUGCGAUCGACCCGAAUAUGCUUACAAUACUUACGCUCGGAUGCGAAGUAAGGGCGUCAAAACCGAUACCUUCACGUUAUCGAACGUUUUGAUUGCGUCCAGUGUGAUGGGAUCGCAGAAGUUGGGCGAAAUUUUACACGCGGAACUGCUGAAGACGUCGCUGAAAGAAAAUGUCGCCGUGCAGAGUGCUUUGUUGACGAUGUACUCGAAACUCGGGAGUUUUGAAGAUGCGCGAAAGGUCUUUGAUCUGAUAAGGGAGAAGGACGUCGUCGCGUGGGGCUCGAUGAUAUCUGCAAGCUGCGAAAACGGGGAAUUCGACGAGGCGUUGAGUUUGUACAAAUCGACGGAAUUCGAUGGCCGGAAACCGGAUGCAAGUAUCGUAGCGACCGUGAUUGUUGCUUGUUCGGGACUCGGUAACGGUAAACUGGGUUGCUGUGUUCAUGGAUUCGCCGUUAAGGAAGGGCUCGACUCGGAUGCUUUCGUCGGUAGUUCUUUAAUUGAAUUCUAUUCUAGACUCAGGCAACCGGAAAUGGCGAAAACGGCAUUUUCGAAUGUCUUGCAGAAGAAUCUGGUGGUGUGGAAUUCGUUGAUUUCUUGCUACUCGAAAAAUGGCUUGCCGGAGCUCGCCGUUAGUCUUUUUUCUCAGAUUCAGCGCCCCGACGCAGUAUCGAUCACGACUGUUCUUGCUGCCGUCGCGCAGAUUGCGGGGCUGAUUAAGGGGAAGGCAUUACACGGUUAUUGCGUACGAUUUGCAACGAUGAUGGAAGAUGUUCGAGUUGGGAAUUCGUUGAUCGAUAUGUACGUCAAGUGCGGAUGCUUAGUGUAUGCAGAACGGGUGUUUCGAAGCACGACGAAGAGAGACGUCGUCACUUGGAAUUCAAUGAUUGCGGGAUACGGAUCACACGGGAAAUGUGACGAGGCGAUUCGGUUGUUCGACGAGAUGGCGGAGUCGGGAACACGGCCCGAUGCGCUAACCUUCCUCGCCGUGAUCUCCGCGUGCAAUCACGGCGGGUUUCUAACCGAAGGCGCGAAGCUAUUCGUGUCGAUGAGGGAAUACGGAAUCGAGCCGAGAACAGAGCAUUACGUGAACGUGGUCGACAUGCUCGGGCGGCGGGGACGUUUACGCGAUGCGUUUCGAUUUAUCGAGGAUGCGGCAAUCGGGGACGAUCGAGGCGUGUGGCUGUCGUUGCUGUCGGCGUGUCGAGUGCAUCGGAACGUCGAGAUCGGGGAAGUGGCGGCGCGGAAGCUGGUGGAGAUGGAGCCGGAGUGCGGGAGCAAUUACGUGCAGGCGAUGAAGAUGUAUGCGGAUGCGGGGAUGGAGGAGGAGGCGGCGGAGGUGAGGGCGGCGAUGCGGCGGAGGGGGCUGGGGAAGGCGGCGGGGUGUAGCUGGAUUGAGGUGAAGGAUAAGGUGGACGUGUUUAUGGCGGGUGGUGGUUGUUGUUGCAGGGCAGUUGAGAUUUAUGAGGCUGUUGAGCGUUUGAGGAAUGUUAUGGAGAGGGAAGGAGAAUGGGAUUUUGAGGUUGAAGCUGAGGCUGGCUGUUUGUGACGGGUAUUUAUCUGAAAUGACUUAUUUACCCCCUCCUCCUUAGGAAAUUUGUGACCCGGUGGGUUUGGAUGCGGUCUGUGUAGGUGUUUAGUAUUUAACGGUAGUUUUUUUUAUAGGGUGCGUUUGUUUGGAAUAUUUUUGUUAAUUUUUAUUAUUCAUAAAAGAAU